Molecule: messenger RNA, 1266 nt
Organism: Pistacia vera
Lineage: Eukaryota; Viridiplantae; Streptophyta; Magnoliopsida; Sapindales; Anacardiaceae
Product: probable terpene synthase 6
Exons: 6
Coding region: 1-1266 (421 amino acids)
Biological process (GO): diterpenoid biosynthetic process
Molecular function (GO): terpene synthase activity; magnesium ion binding
Source: RefSeq, a predicted model, not a curated record
AUGGGUAGAAGCCAUGCUACUAGGACCAAUGAUCAUAAGGUGGUGUCAACUUUGUUCAAUCGCACAUCUUUAGCCAUUUCAGUCAUCCGCGCGCCAUCAUCAGUGAUGGUGGCUCACAUUUCACCAAUAGACACUUUGGCUCACUAUGAAAAAGAAAUUGAAUCAAAUGAUAAACUCGCUGAAGAGCUAAAGCAACAGGUGAAAGAAAUGUUAAUGGCCUCAACGAGUGAUCCACUAGAGAAAGUUUCUUUGAUUAACUCUAUACGUCGUCUUGGUGUGUCAUAUCACUUUGAGACAGAAAUUGAAGAACAACUAACUCAAAUUUUUGAAGCACAACCUAACCUUGGGGAUGAUAAUGAUUAUGAUCUCUACACUAUUGCUCUUUUAUUUCGAGUUUUUAGACAAUAUGGUUUCAAGAUUUCUUGCGCCGUGUUCAACAAGUUGAAGAAUAGUGAUGGUAUGUUCAAGGAAAGUUUAACCAACGAUGUAAGAGGCAUGCUGAGUUUAUAUGAAGCGACACAUUUGAUACUACAUGGGGAAGAAAUUCUUGAGGAGGCCCUUGUUUUCACAACCUCUCAUCUCAAGUCCUUUGCCAAAAAAUCAAGUCCUCAUUUAGCAAAACAUAUAAUGAAUGCCCUUGAUUUGCCCUUGCACCAAGGUAUUCCAAGAUUGGAAGCACGCCAGUACAUCUCUUUCUAUGAAGAAGACCAUGAAUUUAGAAAUGAAACUCUACUCAUGUUUGCAAAAUGGUGGAAGGAUUGUGACUUGGCAUCAAAGUAUCCUUACUCAAGAGACAGAAUUGUGGAUAUCUACUUUUUGUCGAUAGCAGAUUAUUUUGAGCCUUGUUUCUCGAUGGCCCGGAUAAUAUAUACUAAAAUUAUAAUGAUUCUUACAGUUAUAGAUGAUACAUAUGACACAUAUGGUACAGUUGAAGAGCUCCAAAGUUUCACAGAUGACCUAGAAAGGUGGGAUUCUAGUGCACUAGUUGAUUUGCCAGAAUAUAUGCAAGCUCUUUAUAGUGCUAUCUUGAAUCUUUACAAUGAAUUAGACGAAGAAAUGAGCAAAGAAGGAAGAUCUUAUAGUGUCUCAUUUACAAAGGAUAAACUGAAGGAGCUUGCCAGGGCCUAUCUGCUCGAGGCCCAGUGGUUCCAUGAAGGAUUCGUCCCAUCAUUCGUAGAACGUAUGGAAAAUGCAUUGGUCACUGGUACUUGUUUUUACAGCAUAGCAGCAUUAUUUGUGGGAAUGGGAGAAAUUGCAGGGUGUUAA